AGCAAAACGAACCAGUGCGCAUGUGUGGAACAUUCGAUCACUGGUGGUGUGGCUAACGGCUAGGCUACGGAUCCAGCCAACAUGGAGAGAAAAGUUCUGGCACUCCAGGCGAGGAAGAAGAGGGCGAAAGCAAAGAAGACCAGCAAAAAGCAGCCAGUCAAUCCCAGAGCUCGACAACCAACCCAGCUGGAGGCCUCACCUCAGGAACCAGAGGAACCUGAGGAGAUUCUUGGCUCUGAUGAUGAGGAACAGGAGGACCCAAAUGACUACUGCAAGGGUGGCUACCAUCAUGUGAAAGUAGGAGACCUUUACAAUGGAAAAUACCAUGUGAUCCGGAAACUUGGCUGGGGACAUUUCUCCACCGUGUGGCUCGCUUGGGACAUCCAGGCAAAGAGGUUUGUUGCAAUGAAGGUGGUAAAGAGUGCCGAACAUUACACAGAGACAGCAGUGGAUGAGAUCAAACUCCUCAGAUCUGUAAGAAACUCAGACCCCGAUGAUCCCAAACGGGAGAUGGUGGUCCAGCUGCUAGACGACUUCAAGAUCUCUGGGGUGAAUGGAACACAUGUUUGCAUGGUGUUUGAAGUGUUGGGCCAUCACUUAUUAAAGUGGAUAAUUAAGUCCAAUUACCAGGGGCUGCCUCUGCCGUGUGUGAAGAGCAUCAUAAAACAGGUACUCCAAGGGCUUGACUACCUGCACACAAAAUGCCAGAUCAUCCACACUGACAUAAAGCCAGAGAAUAUUCUGAUGAGUGUUGAUGAGCCUUACAUCCGCAAGCUGGCAGCUGAAGCCACAGAGUGGCAGAGGGCUGGGGCGCCUCCCCCCUCCGGCUCAGCAAUAAGCACAGCACCUGCACCCAAACAGAUGGCAAAAAUGUCCAAGAACAAGAAAAAGAAGUUAAAAAAGAAACAGAAACGUCAGGCAGAGCUGCUGGAGAAGUGCAUUUUGGAUCUGGAGGAGAUGGAAAAGACCACAGAGACCAGAGAUGAGGAAGAUGAUGACUAUGAGGACCCACAGUCGCCAAAGGGACGGGCCUGCGCCCCUCUCAGACAGGUCUCUCUUCAGGAAUUGGGGAAUGAGGAAACAGAAGAGAGCGGCGUGAGUGCAGAUCCAUUGAGGACGGGACCAGAAGCACUGUCAGAGGUGAACUGUAAUGGCCACGUAGAAGUGGACCAGAGGCAGUCCCAAUGGAGGGACGAAGAUCAACACAACGGCAACACAGAGCAAACAGAGAAAUGCACCAAUCAGGAGGAGCAACACAACAAGUCUGCUGUGCACCCUGUCUGCAACGGCAUGGACUCUGCAGAUAGUAAGGAGCUGGACAUUGAGACUGAAGACAGGGGGGCUCAAAGCAGUGGAGUCACAGAGAGUUAUCUUCCUGCUGGCCUGACUGGUCUGGAGGAGGGAGAGCUGGUGCAAAGCAUUUUACAGGACGAGACAGACGACUGUGAAUACGCAACCAAGGAAAGCCUGAGAAACGGAAAGCUAACAGCAGGAUCCCUGCUAGUUAACCCCCUCGAGCCACUCAAUGCAGACAAGAUCAAGGUCAAGAUUGCAGACUUGGGAAAUGCCUGCUGGGUGCACAAGCACUUUACAGAAGACAUCCAAACACGACAGUACCGCUCCUUAGAGGUGCUCAUAGGCGCUGGAUACAGCACACCGGCUGACAUUUGGAGCACAGCCUGCAUGGCUUUUGAGCUCGCCACAGGGGACUACUUGUUUGAACCACAUUCUGGGGAAGAUUAUUCCAGGGAUGAAGACCAUCUCGCUCUCAUGAUUGAGUUGCUCGGUAAAAUCCCUCGUCACUAUGCUCUGAGUGGGAAAUACUCACAGGAAUACUUCAGCAAGAGAGACCAUAUAGCGCUGAUCAUUGAGCUGCUGGGGAGUGUCCCACGCAAACUCAUAAUGAAUGGCAAAUAUUCCAAGGAUUUUUUCACCAAGAAAGGUGAUUUAAAACACAUCACCAAGCUGAAGCCGUGGGGCCUGCUGGAGGUGCUCAUCGACAAGUAUGAGUGGCCCCGCGAAGAAGCUGAGUGCUUCACUGACUUCCUGCUUCCUAUGCUGGAACUGAUUCCAGAGAAGAGAGCCACAGCUGCUGAGUGCUUGCGCCACCCCUGGCUCUCCCUCUAGUGGACACCUCUAGCCAUUGCACCUUCCUUUUCCUCCUCCUUUUUUUUUCUCUCCAGAGACUGCAACAGAUCACUUUCCAAUUUGGGCAUAUCAGAUGAAUAUUUAUUUCUCUUUUUCGUUCAUUGUUUUGGAUUUCUUAUGUUCUUUGUUAUUGAACUAAUGCUUCUGUGUAUGUAUGUACUCGUCGAUUCUUCUCUUGGUGUGACGACAUCGGGAAUCCAGUGGAUUGUUAUUACUUUGUGCUCAUGUUGGCUCCAACUGCUGUGCUCCGUUCACCUACCCAACAAAGCAAAACUGUUAUUGUACUGCUAGUGACUCAUCCUUGUUUGUUACACUCCUGCACUAAAACACAAACAAAUCAAGGAUAUGUAGCCUUUAUUGGUCAUUUGUCCCCUUUAAAAGGACCUGUUCUCUCUUCUUUUCUCGUACAUUUUCAUUAGUGCUGUGUUGUUUUUUAAAUGACUUAUUUUAUCUUCUAUUACACAUGUAAGGUAUAUAUUUUGUAUUUGUAAAGUAGGCUUAGGAAGUUGCACACUGGGCUGACAUUUACACUGACUGUGGUAAUAGCAUUUCUGCAAAUAGACACUCUAGUUUACCUGAAACAUCCACUGUCUGAUGAAGUAGGUCACAUGAUUUAGACAUAACAUUAGAGUAGGUUAGCUCUAGAUAAUAAAUGAGAUCGUUCAUUCUCAUGGGAGGCUGGUAUUCUCAUACAUUGAUUCAGGAAUAUAGUGUUUCAAAAGGUUUCAAUAAGGUGACGUGUUAAGAAGCCCAAUCGAAAGGAAAAAAGUGAAAAUAAACUGUAUAUAUCUGUACCAAAGAGUUUGCCUUUAUGUAUAUUACAGUUAUGUACAGUUUUUAACAAAUCUUAUAUCUUAGCUAAAAUUAUUUAGCUGGGUAGCUGUGUUUUAAUAAAGCGUAUGGAAGAUGUGUUUGAGCUCAGUUGUAUGUAUGGCCAACUGUUCAAUAAUGUCACUGUUUUUAGAAAUGGUGAGAUCUGGUGUUCUGUCAAGGUGUCCAAAAUUGAUCAUAUCAAAGUAAACUAUCUGUUAAAAUGGAAAUUAAAAAAAGACAAAAUUUACGUCAGAUUCAAGAUCUUAGAGUUUGUGUGAGCUGUCAAUUUACAAAAAUGUACCACACACCAUACAAUAAAACAGAUGUUCAUACAACAAUCAAUGACU
Molecule: messenger RNA, 3308 nt
Organism: Cheilinus undulatus (humphead wrasse)
Lineage: Eukaryota; Metazoa; Chordata; Actinopteri; Labriformes; Labridae
Gene: srpk1a
Product: SRSF protein kinase 1a
Exons: 17
Coding region: 82-2127 (681 amino acids)
Biological process (GO): spliceosomal complex assembly; protein phosphorylation; regulation of mRNA processing
Molecular function (GO): ATP binding; protein kinase activity
Source: RefSeq, a predicted model, not a curated record